ACGAUCAUUUUUUUUAACAUUUGAAUUCUCAUUUAUAUCAGAAAAUGUUAAGAGAGAUGGAAAACGAAUAGUCGAUGAUGAUUCUCUUUCUAAAUUUGAACUUUCUAUUGGUUUUUCAAUAUGCAUGCGAUUGUUCACACGCGGUAAUAAGUUACGAAGUUCUGCCUGCAAUCUUUCAAUUUCCUGAAUACGUACCAAUAUAUUGCGUAUCUCAUUUUCGUUCAUUAUAAUUUACACGUAAUAUAUUUUCGAAUUAUAUCAUUAUUCAUGCGAUUAGAAAAUUUUGUAAAAAAGAUAACCUGCAAAUUUUACGAUCACUCACCAAAAUCCAUAUUUACUUUUUUAAUAAUCUCUUUUUGUUUUCUCUUCUUUCCCCCUUCUUAUAACAGAUAUUAUUAUCGGCUAAUUUCAGUCGAAUCAAAUUAAAUACUCAAUUUUUAAUGAAUAAUGUGAUAUAACAAUGUGAUUACAAAUAAAAUAAACAAUAAUAGAAAUUCAAAAAUAUAUUACAUUAAUUAAUUUACCAAUGCAGGACCAAAUUUUAUUUAGUGAAAUAUAUGGCAACGAGGAAGAUAAUAUAUAUGUUAGAUCGAAAGAUCGCUCGUCGAUAAUCAAUUUACAAACUGGCUCGAAAAAUGUAAAGCCCUUAUUAUCUGGAAUUUUGUCGAUUAUCAAAGACGUUUUUUUACCUCAAGGAUUUCCUGACAGUGUUCAUCCUGAUUACAUUCCUUAUCAAAUAUGGGAUACAGUGCAGGCAUUUGCAAGUACCAUAAUGGGUACUCUCACAACUCAUUCAAUUAUGCAAGGAGUAGGUGUUGGAGAAUCUACUGCGACACCUUUAGCUGCAGCAAUAACUUGGAUUUUAAAAGAUGGAACUGGUAUGGUCGGGCGCAUAAUUUUUGCAUGGUGGAACGGGACUGACCUAGAUGGACAAUGUAAAAAAUGGAGAUUGUUUGCGGAUAUUCUUAAUGAUGUGGCAAUGGGCAUGGAAUUACUAAUACCUUAUUUCUCAGCUCAUUCAAUGGCCAUAUUGUGUGCUUCAACCGCAAUGAAGUCUAUUGUUGGUGUAGCCGGUGGUGCAACCAGAGCUGCAUUAACGCAACAUCAGGCCUUACAAAACAAUUUGGCAGAUGUAUCAGCUAAAGAUGGAAGUCAAGAAACCUGUGUUAAUCUUGUUGCAUCUUUUGUUGGAAUUUUCAUACUGUCGUACAUUUAUGAUGGACGAUAUUUAUUAGAAUUAUAUGUCUUCUUGGUGGCAGUGCAUUUAUAUGCCAAUUAUUCAGCAGUUAAAGCUUUACGGUUAAACACAUUAAAUGAAGAUCGUCUUGCUUUGUUAGUUAAAUAUUAUCUUAUUCAUGAAACCGUUCUUGAUGCGGCAGAAAUUAAUAAAAAAGAAUCUGUUUUCCUUUUGGGGAAACCUACAAAAGAUAUAUGUGGUUUUCAUAUAAAAUUAGGGGUAUCACUUUCAUAUAUUUUUAAAAGAAAUGGCAAUGAUACAUUGGAAGAUUUUCUAAAAGAUUUUCAACAUAAAGAAUAUUUAAUAUUUGUGGAUAUUAAGGAAAAAAUUAUUUUUGUAGUACUAAAAAAAAACAUAGAACAGAAUGAAAUAUUAAAAGCAUACUUUCAUGCUUGCCUUUGUGGCAUAUUAACAAGUAUGACACAACGACUUCCAAUUGAAUUGUUAUUAACGACUGAAACAUGUAAACCUUCAUUUCCUUUAAUACGUAUAUAUCUUCUUUCUAAGAAAUAUCAUAGCUCUUUUUCAUCCAUAGAAACUACCUUUUAUGAUACAAAUACUAUUAUUGAAAAAGAGUAUCAAACUUUUGUAAAACAUUUAGAUGACAAAGGAUGGAAUUUGAAGAUUAAUCUUUUACCCAUGAAUUCAUGGAGAUGUGUAUGGAAACAAUCCCAGAAAUAACUAUAAGAUCAGUCAAGAGAGAGAGAGAGAGAGAGAGAGAGAGAGAGAGAGAGAGAGAGAGAGAGAGAGAGAAAGAGAGAAAACUUUAUUUCUAGCAUUUUAUAAAAAUAUGACACACCUUUUUUUAAAUCUGUACAGUAGUC
Vespa crabro (European hornet) is the source of this 2061-nucleotide messenger RNA. RefSeq names its product RUS family member 1. Lineage: Eukaryota; Metazoa; Arthropoda; Insecta; Hymenoptera; Vespidae. The record is from RefSeq and is a predicted model, not a curated record. The transcript is spliced from 10 exons. The coding region runs from base 527 to 1918 and encodes 463 amino acids.